AUGGGCGGUGGAGAAAUUGUCCAGCAAAUUGACCAAACUAACCAAACUAACAAUAUUGAUGGCGUCCCUCCUGUAGAAACUUCACCGUCUACAACAACCUAUGAGAAUGUUCAACUCAGUACAGCAGCUAGUGAGAAUGUUCAACUCAAUACAGUAGUUGGUGAGAAUGUUGAAGCCACUUCACCGUCUACAGAAGUUGCUGAGAAUGUUCAACCCACUUCGCCGUCUACAGUAACUGAGGCAUCGCCGUCAGCAGUAACUAGUGAGAAUUUUCAACCCACUACACCGUCUACAGUAACUGGUGAGAAUGUUCCAGAAGUAAUAUCAGAGUCAAGUGAAGGUGAAGGCUUAAAACAAGAACCUAUUGAUACGAACGCGUCUAACGAAAGUACAAUUAAAGUUGAAGAAAGUUCCCAGACUGAACCCGUUGUUUCUUCAAAUGACUCUCGAACUCACCCACCUGAGGGUGGUUUUUCAGAGACGUCAUCCAUACCAAAGGAAUAUCAAGCUACUUUUGAACAAAAUGCAGAAUAUUGCGAGGCUAUUAGAAAAGAAGCAGCUGAAAAAUCACCACUCGUAUGCCUUCCAGAACCUAUUGAUAAGUUAUACGAAGAAUACAUGAAUGGUAGCGAAGUAUUUCGUCAAAAGAUAAUGAAAUUAACUGAAAAUCAUAGAAGAAUAAGACGUUGUCGUGGGGAUGGAAAUUCAUUUGGGUUCGCAUGGUUUGAACAACUUAUGGUUUGCAAAAAUAAAGUUCAAGAUCAAGCUGCAAUUAAUUCUUUGGCUUCUACAAAACCACUUCUUGAUUCGGUAGGAUAUCAAAAGUAUGUUUAUGAGGAUUUCUAUGAUGUCUUUGAGGGACAUUUAAAAUCAAUUGGGGAAGGAAGGCAUGAUGAUGAUACUCUAUUAUCAAUUUUUCAAACAGACGAAAUUUCCAAUCAAAUUGUCUUAUAUCUUCGAUUUAUUACUGCUGCAUACUUAAAAAAAUAUCGUGACGAAUAUGAACCUUUCUUAGAUUUUGAUUUUGGAAUGGAUGACUUUUGUAGUAAAUUUGUAGAAGUGAUGGAUCAGGAAGCUGAUCAUAUUCAUGUAAUUGCUUUAACUAAAGCUCUUAAAGUUCCAGUUGAAGUUGCUUACAUGAGUGGUUCUAGUUCAAUGGAUCAAGUGAACUUUCACGAAUUUUACCCAGAAGAAACAGAAAAAGGUGUAAAUUCACCAAAACCAUUAGUGUUGUUGUAUAGACCUGGACAUUACGAUAUUCUUUAUCGCAAUGAUUGA
Molecule: messenger RNA, 1278 nt
Organism: Diversispora eburnea
Lineage: Eukaryota; Fungi; Glomeromycota; Glomeromycetes; Diversisporales; Diversisporaceae
Source: the annotation of a GenBank genome assembly